CGACGCCGACGACUUGAGGCUCUGUGUAUUACUUCAAUAUCUCCUUCGCCGAUAUUGAACACGCGUUCUUGUAUUGUACAACGUCCUCAAGUAUCCACGACCAGCCCCUAUCACCGUUCACGCUUUGUGCAUCCACCUUGACGCUACGCUACUUCACUUCAUUGCGCAGCUCUUUCGCUCGGAAAAGCUUUUAGAACUGGGGUCGUUAUAGUAUCACUCAGGACAGCAUGGCUGUCCCACGCCUUUCGCAAGGAGCAGAGUCUGCGCGUAUAGCCGCAGCACAAGCAGAGUUCAACGAGAAGAAAUGGGUGUGGGUUCCCGAUGAUAAGGAAGGCUAUUUGGCGGGAUGGGUUAUCCGAGAGGAAGAUGACUCUGGUGAGGUGGUCAUGGCCGCCGGUGGAGAGAUGCGACGUCUGCCAUUGUACGCGUUGUCCAAAAUGAACCCGCCAAAGUUCGACAGGGUGGACGAUAUUGCAGAUUUGACAUUCCUCAAUGAAGCUAGCGUAGUGCACAAUCUACGUCUUCGUUAUGGCUCCGGAGCUAUUUAUACAUAUUCUUCCCUCUUCCUUGUUGCCAUUAACCCGUACCAGAACCUUCCCCUCUAUUCCGAUGCCAUCGUUCAGCAGUAUCGAGGGAAACGACGAGACGAGAACCCACCCCAUAUAUUCGCUGUCGCCGAGCGUGCGUGGGUCAGUAUGGGCGAGGAACGCGAGAACCAGAGCAUCUUAAUCACUGGAGAAUCUGGUGCUGGAAAGACGGAAAACACGAAAAAGGUUAUUCAGUACCUUGCUGCAAUUGCGUCUGACGUGCAUUCGUCACAUACACGAUCACCGUCGCUUGCAUCCGCCUCAAGCUCGUUCAAUUCGGGUCUCCCGCGCUCGCAGAGCAUGAAUCGCAAGAGCAUUAGCAGUGCUUCACAACUAUCGCUCACCGCAAAGGGUCGCCUCGGCCUGCUUGAGCGCCAGAUCCUUCAGGCAAACCCUAUCCUCGAAGCGUUUGGUAACGCUCAAACUCAGAGGAAUAACAAUUCCAGUCGUUUUGGCAAGUUCAUUCGUAUUAGCUUUGCACCUGACGGGAGCAUAGCUGGCGCGAACGUUGAUUGGUAUUUACUGGAAAAGAGUCGAGUCGUUGUGAGGAGUGAAGCGGAAAGGAGUUUCCAUGUAUUCUACCAGCUCAUGGAAGCUGACCUUCAGCUCAAAGAGCAACUUCUCUUGGAUGGCGGAGUUGAAGACUAUGAAUUUCUGAACAAGAGUCGACGGGAAGUCGACGGCGUAGAUGAUAGGGAGGAAUGGAAGCAACUCAAGAAUGCACUGGAAGUUGUCGGAUUUUCUGCAGCAGAACAAUUCAACUUGUUCCGUAUAGUUGCGGCAAUCCUACACAUCGGAAACAUCACUAUCACGUCUACGCGUGCUGACGAUGCGCUAAUGCCUGACUCUGCACAGGCAGAACGUGUCUGCCACCUCUUAGGUAUUCCUGUUGGCGAGUUUACGAAAGCCGUAUUACGCCCUCGCGUCCUCGCGGGUCGAGAAUGGGUCACACAAGCUCGCACGCGACAGCAUGCUCUGGAUGAGCUGUCUGCACUAUGCAAGACACUCUACGAGAAGAGCUUUGGUGCACUCGUCGACCGAAUUAAUCGCGCGCUCGACAGACCAUCAUCUAAGUCGACAUUCAUUGGUGUACUUGACAUUGCAGGAUUCGAGAUUUUCGACGUGAAUGCGUAUGAGCAACUGCUCAUCAACUACACAAACGAGAAGCUGCAACAAUUCUUUAAUCACCAUAUGUUCGAGCUCGAGCAGGAAGAAUACGCGCGCGAGAGUAUUGAGUGGGAAUACCACGACUUUGGUCUUGAUUCGCAGCCGACCAUUGAACUAAUCGAGGCCAGUGGUAACACUAUCGGUAUAUUGAGCUGUUUGGACGAGGAAUGCAUUAUGCCAAAGGCGACUGAUGCGACAUUCACGCAUAAACUUCAUCAGCUCUGGACUGGUGAAGUGCAGGAUGGAGAGAAAUCUCACCCUGGCCGAGACAAAUACACUCCAGCACGUUUCGAGCAGGGAUUCAUUGUCAAGCACUAUGCAGGUAACGUCGAAUAUCGUACCGAAGGCUGGCUAGAAAAGAACAAGGAUCCCCUGAAUGACAACUUGUCUCGUCUUCUUGCCGUAUCGGACGAGCCGUACGUUGCUGGUCUUUUCUCGGACUACGCUGACGGAUUACCUGCGAAUGGUUCUGUGGUAAGCGGUUUGGUUGGCACUGUCGGGAAGAAACGCACCGUAAGAAAGGGUGCCUUCCGUACCGUGGGCCAACGUCAUAAAGAACAACUUGCGAGCUUGAUGAACCAGCUGAAGGGAACGCAGCCACACUUCGUGCGGUGUAUUGUGCCCAACGGAAUGAAGAAAGCGGGCCGGAUGGAUGUGCCCCUCGUGCUCGACCAAUUGCGAUGCAACGGUGUACUUGAAGGUAUCCGUAUAGCACGUCUCGGAUAUCCAAAUCGUCUACCUUUCGUUGAGUUCCGGCAACGUUACGAAGUGCUGACUCCCGGCAUUAUUCCUCGGGGCUAUAUGGAUGGGCGAAAGGCGUGCUUACGCAUGGUCGAUGCUCUCGAGCUCGACAAAUCAACGUAUCGUAUUGGGACAUCCAAACUUUUCUUUAAGGCGGGAAUACUAGCAGACCUAGAAGAGCGACGAGAUGCCUUGUUGUUUGACAUCUUCUCGAGGUUGCAGGGGGCCGCGCGCAUGUGGACUGCGCGGCGGCAGAUGAAGAAGAUACUGAAUCGUGCGAUUGCCGUUCGGACGAUUCAGCGAAACGCUCGUAUCUAUGGCGAACUCAGAGAAUGGCCAUGGUGGCAGCUAUAUACCAAGGUCCGGCCGUUACUCGCAGCAACACGAAACGACGAAGAACUGAGAAGGAAAGAGGCAGAGUUAGCUCUUUUUAAAGAAAGAGCUGAGCGUGAUCUCCGCGAGAAGGAAGCCCUAGAAGGUCUCAAGAUGCGGCUGGAGGCCGAUAAACGGAAAGUUGAGGAUGAUCUAGAGGCUGAGCGAUCAGUAGGGCUUGAGAAGGAUGUACAGCUCAAGCGAAGUGCAGAUCGUAUUUCGGAACUCGAAGAAGACGUCUCAGCCCUUCAGACAGACCUAGACACACUCGAUUCGCAACUGGAUAGAGUAAUGGCUAACCACAAGGCUACUGAGGAGAAAUAUGAGGCCCUUCGGGAGGCGUUUGACGAGGCCGCCAACCACCUCGUGCGCUUCGAGCAGGAUCAGAAGGAAUGGAAGAUAAGGGAGGAAGAGCUUUCACAAAGCUUGGCAAUCGCCGAAGAAAAGUUGGAGGUUUUACAAGCCGAGAGGGACGAGCUACGUAGAGCAUCUGACGAUGCUAAACGCCAGUUGACUGAGCGAGAGGAGGACAUACUGCGAGCAAAAGAGCGCCUGGAAGCGACGGUUACUGAACUGGAGGCCAAACUUGCUUCCGAGAUCCGGGCUCGCGAACUUGCUAAAGCGCGAUCAGACACUCUCGAACAUGAAGUUCGGCAAGCCCAGGAACAGCUUGCAGAGAUGGCCCGUACGGCAAAUCAGUACGACACUUUGAUUACAAAGAAAGAGGCCGAGAUUGCACGUCUUACUGCUGAUUUGGAACAUCUAUCUGAUGAAAAGGAUGAAGCUCUCAAGGAGAUCACCCAACUUCAGGGACAAGCCGAGACAGCGAAGUCUCAGCUUGACGCUCAGAAGGGCGAAAAUGUCCGGAGUACAGAGAUGCGCGCUCGCUUGCAGAAGGAAUUGGAUGAGCUCCGUGCUUUGAUGCAAGCAAAGAGCUCGGAGGAGACCCGUCGCAAGGAAGUUGAGAAGAGCAAGGAGAAGGAACUCUUGGACUUGCGUACUCAGCAGUCGCGCUUACAACAAGAGCUCUCAGAAUCGAAGAAGAUUUACAUUGAGGACCAGAACCGCCUCAAAGCUGAUUUGGAAACCGCCCUGCGGGAGAAUGCUUCCCUUCAACAGCAGUAUCAGCAGCUAGUAGACAGUGAGCGCGCAAUCCAGACGCGACAGAAGGAGCUUGAUACUGCUUUAUCCGACGCGGAUCGCGCGAAGCGCACGUUGGAAUCGGAACUGCAAAUUGCGAAGACCCGUCAGACGGAUGUGGAAGGUCAAUACGCUGACGCAAUUAAGGCAAAAGAGAUGUUAGAGCGACAGAUGGCCAGCGCUCAGGCAAAGGUUGAGGAUUAUGAGGAAGCUGUGAUUCAGCUCGAACGGGAGAAGAGUAAUUGGGUGCGACAAAUGGACCAGACCCGUCAACAGCUUGAUGACGAAAAGGCCAAACGGCAACAACUGGAUAAACAUGCCUCGACACAAAAGGCCGAAAUCCUCAGAUUGAAGGAUAUUAACAUCAAGCUUGACCGUGAGCUGAACAAAACUCUUGAUAAUCUCAAGGCUCGAGAGUGGGAGGUCAAGCAACUCGAGUCACGACAGGACAAAACAAUCGUUGAGCAUGUGCAUGUACUUGAAGAGGCGAAACGGGUCACCGACCGACAGCUGGCUGAGGCACAGGCUGAACUCCAGAAGAAUGUCUCCUACAUCCGUUCGCUGGAGAAAUCGAAAGCUCGGCUUGCGAGCGAAGCAGAAGAUCUUACCCGCGCUGCUGAACAGGAAAGUCGUGCACGGGCGAAGGACGCUCGCACAAGUGAGGAGAAAGCUAGCCGUGCGGCUGCCGAGGCGCUUGACGCAAAACGAGCUAAGGAAGCAGCUGAAAUACGGGCUCGUAGAAGCGAGAAUGAACUUCAAACCGCGAAAGACCAAAUAGCUUUCCUCGAGCAACAGCUGGUGACGGUGCAAAAGUCCAAGAGCACGUUAGAAUCGGAACUCUCCACGCUGGCCGACGAGACCACGACACCAAACUCGUUGGCCAAAGUUCGUCGUGAAUAUGAGUCUAGAAUCUCGCAACUGCAGAACGACCUUGAACAAGCGGAGGCUGCACAGUCCACCGCGAAUCGCAUCAAGGACCUCGUGGAACGUCAUCAUGCAGAGAUCCGCAAGCUUAUCCUUCAAGGCGCUCCCCAUGAUGACGGGUUUCGCUCUCGUCUUCUGCAGGAGCUUCAACAGACAGAGAAGGGACUAUCCAUGGAGUUUAGCAAUCGUUCUCUGCAGUUCCGUGAUCCAGGCAGUUCAGGUGUGCGGUCAGUCACCAGCACGCCCACGAAAUCAACGAAUAAGCCUCUUAAUGGUAUAAUCCGUGGUAUGAAGGAAGUACCUGAAGCUCCAAGGACGCCGGACCACCACCAAGUCGAUCGCUUGAAGCAGCAAGUACAAGUGUUAGAGCUCCAGAUGGCUGCAAGUGACAGGGUUCGACGACACCUUGAGGCUUCUCUCAGGGACUUGACUGCUGAGCUUGAAUCGCUCGACGGGUCUAAGCAAUCUCUCCAGUCAUACAAGGCACGUAUGGCAAAGGAGAAUGCAAGACUUGGAGAGCUACUGAAUGACGAGGCUCAAGCACGCCGCACGAGUGAAGCAAGCCAUCUGGAUGGUCUGCAAAGCAUGUGGGACAAGUUCCAGAGCACCAUUUCCGAGGAACGCGAGAGCUAUAAUCGGCUGGAAGAGUCUCGCCGUGCUUUGAUUGUUCAACAAAGGAACGCUCAGACGGAACUAGAAGCACAGCGCCGUCAGAAUCAAGAGCUCACUCAGAUGAAGAUGAAGCUGCAGUCUGAACUUACCAAUCUUCAGGAUAAAGUUGAACGCGAGAAGUUAGCGAGGAGUGAAGAAUCUAAUACGAAACGCAAGUUACAGGGCGAAUUGCAAGAUGCGAAGGUAUCUUCAGCCGCGGCAUCCAUGAAGCACUCCGAAUUGGCCGAAGCUGUCAAAGCUUAUCGUGCGAAGGCUGAAAGCUAUCUAACGCGACUGGAGCAAAAUGAAAUAGAGCGGGCCAAGGCCGCGAAUGGCGAGGCUUUUGCUCGUAAAGCACUUGAGGAUUUAGAGAAAGCUCAUGCGCAAGCUCUCAAAGAACGCAAGGCAGCUGAAGAGCGUGCCAGCAAGGCAGAGCAGAACCUUCGUGAUCUGUCCGCCGAGCUUGAACACGGCGAUCGUCAGUCUUCAGAUCUUGAGUUGGGUCGACAACGUCUUGAGGAGGAGCUUCAAGAGGAGCGCGACCGUCAUGCGGCUGAUCUUUCUGAACGUGAUUUCGCAAUGAGUCAAACACAGAUAACAUAUCAAACCAAACUCGCGGAGCUCAGUGAUGAACUACAAUCUCAGCGUGAAAGUAUGAGUCGGCUACGUGAGGAGAAUCGCAAGCUGCGCAGUGACUACGACGAAUUGCAACUACAAUAUGACGACGAGGUGUACAGCGGCGGAGCGUGGAAGAAUGAAAAAGAGAGGUUGGAGACGAAGAUAACCGACCUAACGAAUGCCUACGAGUCAUCUACUGCAGCCCGGACUGAGCAGCAGUCGCAGAUUGUAGCAUUGCAUUCGCAGGUCCGCGAACUUCGGGGCGUACUUGAAGAUGCAGAAGCCGAGCGCGUUAUGCUCCAGAAAGCACGGCGCGCACUCCAGGCUCAGCUUGACGGAAUAAAGUUGGAUCACAUCGACCCGGAUAAAAUGUCGGCUGAAUCUAAGCUCCAGGAUCUUCAGCUGAAGAAACAGGAUUUGGAACGUGCGCUGGAGGAGCAUCAAGACCGCGUGAUGAUGGCUGAGGAACGUAUGAAGAAGGCGGAAGUUCACGCUCAGGACUGCCAAAUUGAGCUUGGUGAAAUUCGGGUCGAAAACUCUGAGCUUGACCGCAAGAACGCAAAUUUAGAGAAACAGGUAAAAGAACUUAAUGUUCGCAUCGUGGACUUGGAGACAAAGGCCUACGCGAGCGCAUCACGGUUGAAAGGCGAAGUGCUUAGACAGAACCGGACUGGAGAUAGGCCCGUGUCUCGCACGGGAGGGACGCCAGCAGAGAGCGACAGAAUGCGUUCUCGUCUCGAGGAAGAAGUGAAGUCGUAUGAGGCAAAGAUUGCUGCCAUGCGUGAGGACAUGGCUGCCCUUUCAAGUAAAGAAGGGAACCUACAAAUAGCGAAACGCAAGGCUGAAAGGGAGGCUAGCGAAUAUAAACAGCUGGUUCUAAGCUUGGAGCGGGAGGUAGAACGAUUGAGGAGCCGUCUGGAAUGGCCCUCUUCCGCAUUGCAAUCGCCUGCAGGCUCCCCCCGAAAGUACGGAUCAUGAAGGCAUUUUUGAUUUGCCUCGUCGAUUUGGAAUACCAUCAUUCACGACUCUUAUGAUUUCAUACCCUUCCUUAUUUGUUUGUCCUCUGACAUUACCCUCUGUAACAUCCCUGCACUGUGUCCAUCUAUCACCUCAACGUGUACAUGUAGCUUUAUUUGUUUAUUUUAUUCUUUUCUCACGUUUCUGAAAGAACGAAAU
Molecule: messenger RNA, 7376 nt
Organism: Fomitiporia mediterranea MF3/22
Lineage: Eukaryota; Fungi; Basidiomycota; Agaricomycetes; Hymenochaetales; Hymenochaetaceae
Product: nonmuscle myosin heavy chain b
Exons: 16
Coding region: 228-7178 (2316 amino acids)
Cellular component (GO): myosin complex
Molecular function (GO): ATP binding; actin filament binding; cytoskeletal motor activity
Source: RefSeq, a predicted model, not a curated record